Phytophthora nicotianae INRA-310 is the source of this 441-nucleotide messenger RNA. RefSeq lists its product as hypothetical. The transcript has a single exon. Lineage: Eukaryota; Oomycota; Peronosporomycetes; Peronosporales; Peronosporaceae. Bases 1 to 441 code for a protein of 146 amino acids. The record is from RefSeq and is a predicted model, not a curated record.
AUGGCGAGUGCGUCGACACAAAUGAAGCCGGCGAAUAUUGCAUCCCUUGGCGUGAUUCAGCCGGACAACGCAGCUUCGACUCGUAGCGAUGAUGAACGGUUUCUAGGAGCCCAUAAGACGGAUGAUGGAGGAAAGAACAUUGGCAGCUACAACACAGGCAGCGAAGAGAGGGAAUUCCAGAGUGCCGCUAAAGCAGCUAGCACAAAACUAACAACGAAACUCGGUACAGAAUGGAAAAAGAUAACGAACAAGGACUUCCGGAAUUUGCUGCUGUUUCUGGACGAAAAAACUACCUUCGCGAAGCUUUACAGAAAGGGAGCAACCCCUUUUAAACUAUUCACUGAGAUGAAUCACCGUGGUAUUCUCAAGGAAGGCGUGAUUAGUGUCAGGUGGAGCAACUACAUGGAUUAUUGGGUGAAGAGGAAUACUGGACUGAUUUAA